GGAAAUAGUUGCCACAAAGCGAUUCGCCGUGCAUCUAUCGUGUGUGCGAUUGUUACGAGAGCCCGGUUCUCUUGUUUCUCUCUGUUGAUUCGCGACCGUCCCGUGAAAGGGAACGUGCGACGAUGAUUUUGCGCUGCGUGGGGCGACGCGCCGGUGUAUCUUUCCACGAAUUUUCGCGGCGACGCGUGAUAAAAAUUUUAUCGGCGCAACUGCCUUCGAGACCGUCGACGAUAUUUUCGUCAUGAAGUUAUUACGCACGGUAUAUCGAGUCGCGCGGCUAUAAUGGGAGUUGUGUUUGUGUGUUUGCGUGUGUGUAUCGUCUUGCGCGUGCGACUAUGACAUGAAACUACUUCGUCGCGGCUUUCGAUUCCCGCUUAUUCCGGCCGCGUUUAUUAAUUCGGCUUUCGAAGAAGAAAGUGCGCGUGUUUCUAUACCCGACGUGUUGUCCGAAACGAAAGCUGCUCUAUCGUGUAAAUAUGUGCGACGCGAUGCAGAAUAUGCCGACAAACGCGACUUGAAGUAAUUAAUUGACGUGAAAUUUAACGAUUUUAUUUCGGAAUCUCGCGGUUUAUUCUUAAAAGGAUUAAAUUCAAUUUCUUACUUGAGGAAAAAUAGUCAUCUACCGUUGCUGGAUCCGCAUUAUUUUGAAUUAUGAUUCUCUUUCUCUCUCCGUCUUAUCUUUCAUCCAGGUACUUCAUUUUCUGUUUAUUGACAAUAUAAAAAUAAACGCGUUUAAUAUUCCAAAAAUAAAGACAUUGUGUAUACUUUUACAUUCGUCAACUAGAAGAACUCGAAUAUCGAAUAACGGCGGCGAAAUGAGUUCAUUUACAAAGUGAACGACAGUCGUCGCGAGAGCAAUCGCGGCUGGGAAGUGAAAAAUGAUCUCGUUCGCGUAUCUCGUUAUACGAGGCACACGUGGAUAACCCGUGAUGAACGAUGUGUGUUACGUGCCGGUGAUUGAAUUUGCUGGACAUAUUGACGCGUAUUACAAGAGAAAGAAAGAGAGAGACACAGAUAGUCGAGAGCGGCUGUCUUUCUUUAUUCACGUAUUUAUUCGCGGCUAGAAGAGUAUUGAUAAUCAUGUAUACACGAUCUGUAUAUCGGACAUGCGCUCGUUAGCCGCUAAGAUGGAUAAGCAAAGGAGGAAAGAGAGACACGUCGCACGAGAAGCGCUUUUGCUGCUAUACGACGUGACGAAUAAGACGAGUUACGACAACAUCAGGGCUUGGCUGAGCGAAAUCCGGGAACAUGCGAACGAGGAUGUCGUCAUCAUGUUGCUGGGUAACAAAUCCGAUUGCGGAACGGAGCGUAUCGUUAAACGGGAGGACGGCGAGCGAUUAGCGCAGGAGUACAAAGUGCCGUUCAUGGAAACGUCUGCCAAGACUGGCCUCAAUGUCGAAUUGGCAUUCCUCGCCGUUGCUCGAGAUCUGAAGGCCAGAAAAAGCGACAACCCUGAUGAGACGAAAUUCAACGUUCAGGAUUACGUGCGUCAGCAGUCUCAGCGAAACACUUGCUUCAAUUCUAGCUGCUUGACAACCUGAAUUGUUUUUCUUUUUACAUCAAGUUAAGAGGAUACGCGAGCUGGAAUCGCGUUGAUCGCGAGAUAUGCAUGGCGCGAGUUUCGAUGUGAGAUUCGUUUGAUUUACGCAUAAGAUUAUUGGUAUAACAUACGCGUGCGCGGGACACGCAUGAAUAAAAACUUUACAUUCGAUUCAUAAGAACUUCAUCAAAUGAAUCGGAAGAUCGAACGGAGAGACAGUAUUAGCAUUUUUUGUUAAAUACAUUAUUAAAAGGCAUUAUUUUAUUUCGUAGAAUACGAAACCGAUCGCGCUCUUAAAAGAUUAGAGUUAGAAAGCUGGAUCUUUUCAUGUAGUGUCAGAAAGAAAAAGAGAAAGAGAAUGAAAGACAGCAUGAAUCUCGUUAUAAACGUAAACAUGUAUCAAUGAUCGCUCGCGCAUUAAUGUGAAUAGUUCUAAGAAGAUAGAGAAUCUCAUGUAUACACGACUUACGAGAUACCUCCAUAGGUAAGCCUCUAGCGCUCGAUGGUUCUAAUUUCGCGUACACCAUAUAUCCGCAUAUAUACAGUGACUCGUGAAAUUGAUCAAAUAUUUUGAAAAUUUCGAGAUUAUUUAAAAAUGCAAUAUAUUUAUAGCAUAUUUAUUACUUUGUGUGUACGUGUAUGUGUCUGUGUGUACGUACGUGUUUAUUUUUUCUCUGAUAAUAUGUAUGAGCUAUAAAAAUUUUCUUUUACAUGCUCACUCCUUUCUCCAUCCUUCUUACUUUGUUGUGCAUUAAAAACUUUUAUGAAGUUUUUAAAACAUUCGAUCAAUUUCGCGAAUAACUGUAUAUUAAUGUUAAACGCUCAGCGACACGCGAUUAUUAAAAGCAAUCGUAAGCGUAAAUUACAGCUUAUAUUGGUUGUCGCACGCCCCGACUUUAUAAUUAUUUGUUGCGCUGUUUGCAUAAAGGAGUGUAAUCUUCGAUUUGCAUACAAUGUGCUUGUUACAAGGUAUAUAGCGCGCAUGUUCAUUCAAUGUGCGGUUGCAUCUGUCUCGCGGUGCCUGCGUAAGUGAACAAAAAUAUCAAUGCAAGCUCAGUCUCUCGGCAUACUAAGUAACGUAGUUGUGAUAUAAUAGUGUCGAAAGA
This is a messenger RNA of Formica exsecta, 2646 nucleotides long. RefSeq names its product ras-related protein Rab-37-like. Gene Ontology annotation, cellular component: synaptic vesicle; dendritic spine; endosome. The transcript has 4 exons. The record is from RefSeq and is a predicted model, not a curated record. Bases 1107 to 1541 code for a protein of 144 amino acids. Gene Ontology annotation, biological process: Golgi vesicle fusion to target membrane; cellular response to insulin stimulus; regulation of exocytosis. NCBI's taxonomy places the organism in Eukaryota, Metazoa, Arthropoda, Insecta, Hymenoptera, Formicidae. Gene Ontology annotation, molecular function: GTP binding; GTPase activity.